Molecule: messenger RNA, 5585 nt
Organism: Spirometra erinaceieuropaei
Lineage: Eukaryota; Metazoa; Platyhelminthes; Cestoda; Diphyllobothriidea; Diphyllobothriidae
Source: the annotation of a GenBank genome assembly
AUGUCCCCUGUGUGUUUCGCAACAGGGACGGUAACUUGCGCGUGACCUAGCCUAAAGUGACGGUAAACUUGCUCAGCAUCUACCUCAACCCCCUCCUUCCCCACCGCGACCCUGUGUCAAGACAGAGCCAAGGAGACAGGAGGCGGGAGCGGACGUAAGACCGUGACGCAGCCGAACACCCGCAACUGGGCGCACCACUACUCUCUCUGGUUCACAACGUACGCAGGAAUAAACAGGGGCUGGCUUGGCUUUUAAGGCACCUUGAUAUUCUCAAGCGCGUCAGAUUGUUUGUAGUAAGGGAUUAUGCGCUCAGGGGGUCGAUCUCACCCUCCCAGACACCAGUUCACUGUCAGAACCGGUCGGCUGUCUGACCUGGGAUUAGGUGCAGUGGACGACAGAGCUAGGGAGUUCGUCUCCGCGCGCCCCACGUACGACCCGGUCUCCAUACGCACACGCACACACGAGGGGAACAGACCGCUCAGACGUCACACACACACAACGGGGAAGCCUCCUGGAGAAAUGAGUCAAAUGGCACACUCCUCACCUACGUGAGAGGUGCCGGUGAUGUGUGAUCGGGUACAUUAAGAAUGACAUAGGGGUGCGCACCAAUCGCGUUAUGGAAUCCACUUGUCGCGUUGUUCUUUAGGGAUCCCUCUUGAGCCCGCCAGCAGCCGUACAGCUGCCGGCUACCCCUAGGGAAUCCACAGGACACCUAUUUAUUUCUGCUUUCAUAAUGCCUCCGAGCCCUAAACGCCUUUUCCUUGUACGCUUUUAGCCUCCAUUAAAUAGCCCCACCAUACGGUUACUCAAAGUGAGCACUUCGGUUUGUCCACCGGAAGGAAUUAACGCUUCUGACCGCGAACACAACCACGACCUCGUCGUCAUUGUGAAAUCAGCCGUCUACAACUUCGAGGACAGACAAAACUUUCGCAGAUUCUACGCCAAUCUGCGAAACGAGAGCGGCGCUAAACUGCCUUAUCGCAUAGGAGUAGUGUUCGUGGUGGGCCUGCCAAUAAGCGCAAGCAGCAAUUCCUUCCAACGCGAUGGUUUCAACAUCUCACUGCCCGGUCGCGCCGGCAACUCGCUCGUCAACAUUGUAAACCGCCGCGCCCAGAUUCGAACUCGCCUAGAGCAGGAGAUGCGUGAACACGAUGAUCUCAUCGUGGGCGACUUCGAGGACACCUACUAUAAUCUGUCUCUGAAGAUGCAUCACACCUUCGUGUGGGCGGCCAGGUUCUGUCGCGAACGUCCUGCCUUCAUGUUCCUCGACGAUGACAUUGGUUUCAAUGAGAAGCGCCUCCAGACCGUUCUGUCCAGUCUGCCGGUGGAUUGGCGGCGCAGAGAUUCCAUUUCGAAUACUCACUGGAAUAGUCCCACCGUGCGUCCUACCGAUUCUCCUGCAUAUCGGAAGUGGGCACUGUCGAAGCGGGAGGUUCCGUGGCCAGUGCAUGCGCCCUACAGCAACGGUUACUUUUACAUGCUUGGUUACGAUCACGUGGCGGAUCUGGCGUUGGCCAUGUCCUUCACCAAGAGCCUUCCCAUUGACGAUGUCUGGUUGGGUCUGGUGAUGCAUAGGAUUGGCCUCCAUUUCAACUUACCAACUGGGAUCACCAGCUCCAUGAAGCAUCAAGCCAAUGUCAGCGGGUAUAUUGUUUUACCCCUUAAUUCCCUUCUCAGUGCAUCGACGCAAAAGCAACUGUAGGACAGAUCGAUUGAAAAAAAAUGCUGGUAGUCAUGACAACCAGGGAAAAACACCUUCCAGAAACCCUAAAGACGACGUCUGCAUGUCCUUGUUGUAACUUCAACACGUUUUGGUCGCUUUUUAUACAUCAUCGCGUACGAGUUUUGCUCUUCGAAUGGUUGUUUGUAACUGAUUGAGUAAAUCCCUGAAAAUUUCCUCAAGUCAGCUCCGUUUUGCUAAACCUUUCAUGUGUGUAUUUUACAAAAAAAUGAUCAUUCGUCGAUGAAUUGGACGAUGCAUUUCUCGGUGCUGUGCGAAACGAAGGCGAAUCCAAUGAAACGAUGCCUAGCCUCUGCUGUGCGCCCGCUAUGAGGCUGCUGGUUGGGCUCGAGAAGAGCCCUUAAGGCACAACGGAACGAGUGAGUUCCGUAUCCACGAUCGGUGAGCACCCCCUAACAUUGUGUAUUCCCGAUCGAAAACCGACAGGGCAACGGGCUCAUUGCCCGGUGGGUAGAGGCGUGGACUUCUAAACCUACAGGUCGCGAGUUCGAGGCUCGGAUGUUUUACACUUCGGGCUUGGGUAUGGCUGGCUGACGACGGCUUAUAAGUCGGAAAUGGCCAUUUCAGUCUCCCUUGUCUUUGUCGGUAAUACCAUUCUGCCUAUAUAUCAUGCGCCGCUGUGCGGCUGCUGGUUGGGCUCGAGAUGGAUUUCUUUGAGAAAAUACAAAACGUGUUGUGUAGAUUUCCGAGAUUGGUUCUCCAGCUCGUCUUAGGACUAUGAGUGUACAAAAGCACUUAACUUCUAGACUGAGUCUAACAAAGGAUUUCAUGAUUGGUUAAAGUCUGCAUCAAUGCGUGCUAUUUGCAAUUUCUCACCUCCAGGGAAUUUGUUGGACCAGUCUGAAUCCGUCCUAAACGAUUUUCUGUGUAGUAUCUAGAUCGAGUUGGGGAACCAGUCUCGAAAAUCUACACAAUAAAGUUUACAGUCUUCCGAAAAAUUCUGUCCUUCUUAUUAGAUUUCUUAGGAUACCUGUUUUUCAGUUCAUACAUACAUAUGAUAGAGAGGUGUUCACUGAUCGUUUUUUACGGAACUCACUCGUCCCGUUGAGCCUUAGGGCUCUCUAUCUAGCCCAACCAGCUGCCGAAUUGCGGAGCGGGAGAUAGGAUCGAGUCCCACUUCAGGGUUCGGUGUGACUGCCUGGCGACGGCUAAUGAGCCCGAAAUGGGCAUUCCAGUCUCCAUGGUUUUGCUGAUAACGUAUUUCUGCCUUAAGGGCUCUCUCUCGAGCCCAACCAGCAGCCGCACAGCGGCGCAUGAUAUAUAGGCAGAAUGAUAUUACCGACAAAGUCAAGGGAGACUGGAAUGGCCAUUUCUGGCUUAUUAGCCGUCGUCAGCCAGCCAUACCCAAGCCCGAAGUGUGGAACACCCGAGCCUCGAACUCGCGACCUAUUGGUUUAGAAGUCAACGCCUCUACUCACCGGGCCACGAGCACGUUGCCCUGUCGGUUUUCGAUCGGGAAUACACAAUGUUAGGGGGCGCUCACCGAUCGUGGAUACGGAACUCACUCGUUCCGUUUUGCCUUAAGGGCUCUCUCUCGAGCCCAACCAGCAGCCGCACAGCGGCGCAUGAUAUAUAGGGAGAAUUAUAUUACUGACAAGGACAAGGGAGACUGGAAUGGCCAUUUCUGGCUUAUUAGCCGUCGUCAGCCAGCCAUACCCAAGCCCGAAUGUGUGCUAACUCAUGAAAUGUUAACGGAAAUUCCGAAAGUCUUUUCGACUCGAAAAGAUGUUUGAGUGGGAUUGUAAUAAUAAUUGUCAUGUUGGCUUUGGAAAGAACUUCUUUUCGGUCGCCUGCAAAAAUUGCGCUCGGUAAAAAAAGAACUACUUAUGUAAAAUGAAAUUUUUUCCUUGAUUUUCUGUUAACUUAUAACUUCAAAUAUAUGUCAUAGAAAAUAUGCACACAAAUAUUCAUUGUAUUAAUUUUGUGGAAAAUUACGUCUUUUUCAAAUUUCAUACUAGAAUGAACGUUAUAAUUCGCUUUUAAAAUUUUUUUCCAAUUUCCGAAUAAUUUCGAACUCGUCAUGCUGUUACUUUUGCUUUCAGGGUUUAAAAACUACAAGCUGUAUAUUUUUCGUGUACGAAAAACCACUCAUUGAUCUACCGUUCUAAGAUAGACCGUAUACAUUUGUCAGUGAACUUGAACCAUAUUGUCAACUAUACAAGCAAUAUUAGUAAAUGAAGAGACAUUUCGCGGUCUUAGAAAACCUCAUAGACAGAAACCGUUUUAAAGACCAAAUUGUAGCCCCCCGUCAAGUAUGAACUUUGUAGGUGUAAUUUUCUACUAAAAGUGGGAAAGAAUGGUUAGUAUCAUGCAUGUUUCCUACGAAAUGUAUUUGAAUUCAUAGGGGCAUUGAAAAUCAAUGAGUAAUAUCCACACCAAUUAAGUAGUCUUUUUUACAGAUGUGUAGAUUUUGCAGGCGGCCGAAUAGAAGUUCGUGCAAAAGCCGGUAUCGCAAAGAAGUCGGAAUACCUUGAGACUAUGCUACAUACUAAUGAAUAUUCCACUCCUACUUAAGUCAUCUUUUCGAGUCGAAAUGACAUUUCACAAUUUCGGUCAAAAUUUCAUGUGUUAGCUCAUCUACGGUAUGUGAUUGAUGUUCUGAAAAUUGUUUACUGCUGAUCUUACAGUGCGCUCUUAAGCGUUGUUGCUUACAAUUUUUUGUGCCCAAUCAGGCCUAUGCCCACAUGUAUUCUGUAGUCCCAGCGCAGAAUACGUGAAAGUCGGUGUAAUCUGCUGAGGUCUAGAGGGAAUUCCGGGGUAUUGCGGAAGGUCAAGGGGCAUCUGGAUUUGCUCUGGCAACGAACACACACGCAGUUCUAUAUGACCUUGAGAGGAACAAUUUUUGCAAAUGCGGCUUCUAUUUCCAGUCACGCUUCCCAGUCCCUAGGAAAUACGAUUUUUGACCCAACUCCUUUGAGAUGACGUUGGAGACUGAGGCGAGAAUUUCUAGGCAGUAGAACGUUGGACAUUGUACUCAUUCGCAUAGCUCCUUCAAACAAAAUAUCCGAUUUUCUUUUUGAACAUGCGUCUAAGUAAUUUUAUCAGCGAAAAUGAUUAGAAGUUUGACCAUAAAUUGACCAAACACAUGUUUUGGCAGUUUUUGACGUUAAUGGCCGUUUCUCUGACUUAGAGAGAGAGAGUGAGAGAAAGAGAGAGAGAGGGAUUCCCUAUAUUUUAAAAUAGCAAAUUCAAAAUUUCCAGCAAAAUUGGCUCCAUUCACUAUGGGCAGUAAAAAAGUUAAUAGAUUAUCCAGGAGUCAAAAAGGUUAACAUAUAAAUAAUUAUUAUUAUGAUGACAGUUAAAGUCUCACGAUGAUCUCAUCGCGGGCGACUUCGAGGACACCUACUACAAUCUGUCUGUGAAGAUGCAUCACACAUUCGAGUGGGCGGCCAGGCUCUGUCGCGCACGUCCUGCCUUCAUGUUCCUCGACGAUGACAUUGGUUUCAAUGAGAAGCGCCUCCAGACCGUUCUGUCCAGUCUGCCGGUGGAGUACUCGAGUACUCGCUGGAAUAGUCCCACAGUGCGUCCCACGGACACUCCGGCCGUCCGAAAAUGGGCACUGUCGAAACGGGAGGUUCCGUGGCCAGUGCAUGCGCCCUACAGCAAUGGAUACUUUUACAUGCUUGUUUACGAUCACGUGGCGGAUCUGGCUUUGGCCAUGUUCUACACUAAGCGCAUUCCCAUUGACGAUGCGUGGUUGGGUCUGGUGAUGCAUAGGAUUGGUCUUCAGUUCGAGUUGCCAGCUGGGAUCGUGUACUCGUUAAAACAUCGGGAAAAUGUCACCUGCUAUAUCGCCUUGCCCCUCCAAUCUCUCCUGAGCACAUACAUGCGAGGACAACUGUAG